Salvia miltiorrhiza (redroot sage) is the source of this 1942-nucleotide messenger RNA. RefSeq names its product berberine bridge enzyme-like 8. The transcript has a single exon. The record is from RefSeq and is a predicted model, not a curated record. Gene Ontology annotation, molecular function: oxidoreductase activity; FAD binding. NCBI's taxonomy places the organism in Eukaryota, Viridiplantae, Streptophyta, Magnoliopsida, Lamiales, Lamiaceae. Bases 84 to 1673 code for a protein of 529 amino acids.
GCCCACAUACUUCAAAAUUUUCUCUAUAUAAUCCCAACUCAAAACCCUCAUUAUAAUAUCAAAAACCACAACAUUUUCAGACAAUGAGUUGUUCCAGAAUUGCAGUGUCAUUCUCUCUCCUCUUCUCCCUUCUACUUUCUCUCUCAUCGGCUGCCUCCAACAACACAUCGUCUCACCAUGCAUUCAUUCAAUGCCUUGAAAACAAAUCCGGUUCAUCCAUUUCUGCAGUUCUCUACACUCGAAGCAAUUCCUCAUAUUCAUCAGUUCUGCAAAACUACAUAAGAAACCUACGCUUCAAUGAAUCCUACACACCAAAGCCCCAAAUCAUCAUCACCGCGAAGCAAGUUUCCCACAUUCAAUCCGCCAUCUCCUGCGCGAAGGCGCACGGCAUGCAGAUGAAGAUCCGCAGCGGCGGCCAUGACUACGAGGGAAUUUCCUACUGGUCCGACGAUCCCAACUUCUUCGUGUUGGAUAUGUUCAAUUUCCGCUCCGUCAACGUCUCCGUCGACGACGAGUCGGCGUGGACGGAGGUCGGGGCGACUCUCGGCGAAGUCUUCUACGGAAUCGCCGUGAAAAGCCGCACCCACGGCUUCCCCGCCGGAGUUUGCCCCACCGUCGGCGUCGGCGGCCACUUCAGCGGCGGAGGGUACGGCAACAUGAUGCGCAAGUACGGCCUCUCCGUCGACAACAUCGUCGACGCCAAGAUAAUCGACGUCAACGGCCGCCUCCUCGACCGGAGGGCCAUGGGGGAGGAUCUCUUCUGGGCCAUCACCGGCGGCGGAGGCUCGAGCUACGGCGUCGUGCUAUCGUACAAGAUCAAGAUCGUCCCCGUCCCGGAAAACGUGACGGUAUUCCGGGUCGUGAGGACUUACGACGAAAACUUCGUCGACCUCAUCCACCGCUACCAGCAGGUGGCGGCGGACGAGUUUCCCCGCGAACUGUUCCUUAGACUAACCCUAGACGUGGUCAACGGAACCAACAGGGCUACAUUUCUCGCGAUGUUCCUCGGGAACUCGCGAGACCUAGUAGCCCUAGUGAACAGCAGCUUUCCCGAAAUGGGACUGCUGUUGUCAGAUUGUCUGGAAAUGAGCUGGGCCGACUCAGUUCUUUUCUGGACAAAUUUCCCUGCAGGAACUCCAGUCACGGAGCUCCUGAGUAGGGUUCCGCAGGUUCUAACGCACCUGAAACGAAAAUCGGACUACUUGAAGAAACCUAUUCCGAAACAAGCACUAGAGCUCCUAUUCAAGAAAAUGGUGGAGCUGCAGACGCCGGCGCUGACGUUCAAUCCGUACGGCGGGAGAAUGGCCGAGAUUCCGGCGACGGAAAAGCCGUUUCCACACAGAGCCGGCAACAUUGCGAAGCUCCAAUACGCGACAAAUUGGAACGAAGAUGGCGCGGAGGCUGCAAACCGAUACUUGAAUCUGACGAGGGAACUAUACGAGUUUAUGACUCCGUACGUGUCGAUGGCGCCGCGGGAGGCCUUCUUGAACUACAGAGAUCUCGACAUCGGAAUAAAUCACAAUGGCCGGAAUAGCUACUUGGAAGGACUGGUUUACGGUUCGAGCUACUUCAAGGAGAAUUUCAAUAGGUUGGUGAAGGUGAAGACGAGAGUUGAUCGGAAUAAUUUCUUUAGAAACGAACAAAGUAUUCCGGUUUUCCCAUGGAAGAAGUGAUCGAAUAUAUAUGCAUGAUUCGAAUUGAACUAGUAGCUAGAUUUGUGAUUAUACAAUUGAAGAAUAUAUGUGAUUUUGUUUUAUUUUAUUAUUCUUCGAUAUAUAUAGUUAGCUUGGGUUACUUAUAUAUCUUUUAUUUGUAAUUGAAAUAAGGGUAUAUCUCAUGGUGCCUAUAUGGUUUCAAAUGCAAUAUAUCUCAUAGAUUUGAGAUAAUGUAUAAGUUGUGUACUUAUACAUUAUUAACUUGGUUUAAUUAAAUAUUUCUUUUU